AGCGUUACCCUGGGAUCUGAAGUGAGCAACAGUCUGUUCAGUGUGGAUCAGAGAAUAGGAAACACCACAACGUGAGGGAAUGUUCAGGGCCUUCCUUGCCCAAUCCUGAGCUGUGCCAUGGCAGAGACUGGAGAAGAGGAGACAGUGUCAGCAGAAGCCUCAGGGUUCUCAGACUUGAGUGACUCAGAGUUCCUAGAAUUUCUGGACCUGGAAGAUGCUCAAGAGUCAACUGCUUCACUUAGGAAGCCUGGUCCUUCUGAUCUCCCAGGGAAGGAUGGCAAGCCCAUAAGUGUACAAAAUUGGAAAAGAGGAUUGGAUGUCUCAUCACCCAUGGAGAGAUUCCACCUUAAAUAUUUAUAUGUCACUGACCUGUCUAAUCAGAACUGGUGUGAAUUGCAAAUGGUAUAUGGGAAGGAGUUUCCUGGUGUCUUGACACCUGAGAAGGCAGCUGUUUUGAACACUGGUGCCAGCAUUCACCUAGCAAAAGAACUAGAACUUCAUGAUCUUGUGACUGUCCCUAUCACCACUAAAGAAGAUGCUUGGGCAAUUAAGUUUCUGAACAUACUAUCAAUGAUUCCUAUCCUGCAGUCAGAAGGGCGCAUCAGAGAGUUUCCAGUGUUUGGGGAAGUGGAGGGUGUGCUUCUUGUGGGAUUGAUUGAUGAGCUGCACUAUACAGCUAAGGGGGAAUUGGAACUGGCUGAGCUCAAGACACGCAGGCACCCUGUGCUCCCUGUGGAAGCUCAGAAAAGGAAAGACUAUUUUCAAGUCAGCCUAUACAAAUAUAUCUUUGAUGCCAUGGUACAAGGGAAAGUGGCCCCUGCCAGCCUAAUCCACCAUGCAAAGUUGUGUCCAGAAAAGCCACUGGGGCCUUCAGUGCUAAGGCAUGCCCAUCAGGGAGGAUUCUCUGUGAAGUCUUUAGGUGACCUCAUGGAACUGGUCUUCCUGUCUCUAACACUGUCUGACCUCCCAGUUAUUGAUAUCCUGAAGAUUGAGUAUAUCCACCAAGAGACGGGCACCAUGCUGGGUACAGAGAUUGUAGCCUUUGAUGAGAAGGAGGUGAGAGGCAAGGUACAGCAUCAUAUGGCCUACUGGAUGGGCCACCGAGAGCCUCAAGGGGUUGAUGUGGAGGAGGCUUGGAAGUGCGGGACAUGUAACUAUGCAGACAUCUGUGAGUGGAGGAAGGGCAAUGGAGCACUCAGCUCCACACUGGAGCCUCAAGUCAAAAAAGCCAAAUGAAUAGAAAGUAUGCUUUCAGGAACAUGGAUCCUUCCUGCUCCUGAUGUACCUGGGUAAGAGAGGAUCAGUCUCUGAGCUUGCCUUUCAUGAAGAGUGUUUUUAUUUUGGUUCUUUUUUAUAUUUCCACAACCUCUAACCACAUUCAAAUCUAGGACCAAGGCUUAAGUAUGAGUUGGAAAGAUGUGGGGUUAUAUUGUCCCUCAAGCUUUGCCAUGGAUCUCCAAGAAGACAGAUGCACAUCAUGGCUGGAACAAAAGUAGCCUUCAGCAAACAUCGCUUUCCUAAGAAAAUUCUUCAGUUUCUGAUAAAUCUCUAUUUUUUCUCUGUCAAGGCU
Molecule: messenger RNA, 1570 nt
Organism: Cynocephalus volans (Philippine flying lemur)
Lineage: Eukaryota; Metazoa; Chordata; Mammalia; Dermoptera; Cynocephalidae
Gene: EXO5
Product: exonuclease 5
Exons: 2
Coding region: 118-1236 (372 amino acids)
Biological process (GO): interstrand cross-link repair
Cellular component (GO): nucleus
Molecular function (GO): single-stranded DNA 5'-3' DNA exonuclease activity
Source: RefSeq, a predicted model, not a curated record